Magallana angulata is the source of this 6321-nucleotide messenger RNA. RefSeq lists its product as uncharacterized. Gene Ontology annotation, biological process: cell surface receptor protein tyrosine kinase signaling pathway; protein phosphorylation; multicellular organism development. Bases 65 to 4102 code for a protein of 1345 amino acids. Gene Ontology annotation, molecular function: ATP binding; protein binding; transmembrane receptor protein tyrosine kinase activity. The transcript is spliced from 25 exons. Gene Ontology annotation, cellular component: signaling receptor complex. NCBI's taxonomy places the organism in Eukaryota, Metazoa, Mollusca, Bivalvia, Ostreida, Ostreidae. The record is from RefSeq and is a predicted model, not a curated record.
UAUCUGUUAAAGGUUUUGCCGCACAUUAGUCCGGUAGUUCAUCCACUGGACUUGUUAAUGAAGCAUGAAGGCCCUAAGUUUUCACGGUUUCUUGCUGCUACUGUUCAUACUAACGCAAGUGAAGAGUGUUCAGUCUGCACCUUGCCAACAGACGACAAAAGUAGUUAGAUCUUAUCAGAGCAGGAUAUGCACUUGUCGGUGGUGGGGAAUUUGUACUCACCAUGACUGGGUGUGGCGGUAUAUUGAGGAGUAUAAAACAACUUGUUGUGCUGGCUAUGGAGGACCAAACUGCCAACCUAUCUGUAGCAGUGGGUGUUAUGGCCGUGGAACGUGCGUAGCACCUGAGCAAUGCCGUUGCUAUAAUAGCGAUCAGUAUACAGGAUAUGCUUGUCAAACUCCUGUGUGCAACCCACGUUGUGAACACGGCACAUGUGUAGCGCCAAAUACUUGUUCCUGUCACCAUGGUUACAAUGGAAGACUUUGUAAUGCACCUAUUUGCAAUCCUUCCUGUAAGAAUGGAGGCACAUGUUCCAGGCCAAAUACAUGUAUCUGUCCUGCGGGCAAAUUCACAGGCCCCAACUGUGAUGAACCUAUUUGUAGUCCUCUUUGUUUGAACGGAGGCAGAUGUUUAAUAUCACGAACCUGUCAGUGUCCAUCUUACUAUACUGGGCCAGACUGUGGAACACCUGUCUGCACGCCAUCAUGUCUAAAUGGGGGAACAUGCAUAUCACCAAAUACGUGUUCUUGUGACGAAACAUAUAUUGGGCAACGCUGCGAGACCCCUCUUUGUUCCUAUCAUUCUCCUUGUUUUCCGGGAACGUGUGCUGACACCGUAACCUGCCAAUGCCACGAUGGUUUCAGCGGAAUAAAUGGAAACCAAAGAUGUCGAACAAUGACACCAGGAAAUAGUCCAAUUAUAACCCAGUGUACAUCUGUAUUGGCCAAUAUUGACAGAACAGGCCAGAAGAUGGAAAAAUACCGAUUUGUCACUGAUUCGUCUCAGCCAAACUCCACCAGGGUAGACACAAUGUGGGUCAACCAAAAGGACUAUAACUACAUCAAUGUAGAGUUUGCCGCUUUUUCCCUAUCCCCAGAGAAUAUCGUGAAACCAAACUAUGUAACAGGUUUUAAAUUUGGAAUUGUGUCGGGAAAAAUUCAAAUCGAUCUUCAAAAAGUAGACAGAAAUGAUCCGAAUCAGCCAUUUGUAAGCCAAAACGAAACACAGAAUUGCAGAUAUCAGCCAGGCUCUUCAAAUCCCAACGACGAUGUCUUCCAUUGCAACUUUACGGACGAGAAUUUUGACAGACUCUUGGAAAAUGGAGACAAUUUGACGUUAACGGUCAUUGCUGAAAACGGCGGAUUUCGGGAAUUGAAUACUCCAACUGGACAUACACAGGAUUACUUCUACGGCCAAUCUUCUACAAAAUCUACCAUGUUUCGUUUUGACUUUAUCAAACCAUAUCAUUGUCUCCUGGAUAAACCUAAUCCUUGUUCUUCAAAAGCCCUAGACGUAACAGAAGAUAUAACAAAGUCUCCCAUACGAUUUUAUUGGAACAACUGGAUAGAUAAGCUUUCUGGAAUACAUGGAUACAAAUUACAAGUCUUUCUGCUGAAAUCAAACGUAACAACUCUUACAGAACCACGGCCUUGGAACCCUGAUGAAGAAAUAUCUUUUAAUAAAAGUGAAUCAGGCUAUACUUAUGUUCCAAAGCAGAGUGGGAUGUUUUCGUUUAUUUUGAAUGUCAUAGAUAAUGCUAAUAAUACAAAAUAUGCGCGAACAUUAGUACUAUAUGACCCGUCGUCGAUUGUUACAGUGUCUUCGACUCCAUUUUUUGCGACAACAGCAGAAGAAGAAACACAUUAUCGGUGGCAAAAAUCUCUGAAUAGUAGUAUAACAAUUUCAUGGAAGGGACAUUUCCAAAACAAAUUUCAUCAUAACAGAGGACUUUUGAAUCCUGUUGCACGCUAUUUGCACUAUGAUUUCAUGGCAAAAUACGAGAAAAAAGUCCCUUUAGAGCUGGAUGAUAAAACCGGUAACAGAACUUUGCAAAGAAUUCCAAAUGUGUUCGGUAUAGUCAAAUUUGAAUAUAACUUCAGAAACAGUAACCAAGGAAACACAACGCCGCUCUCCUGGAUCCCCGUAAGCAAAGCUUUCUCAGAAAAUCAAACAUUCAAUAUCGGAAGAAGAGAUGGAGAUACUAUAAACUUUUGGGUCAAAGCCACUGACGUACUGGGCAAUCAUGGAAUCGACAUUACACAAAUAUCCUUCGACUCAAGUCCCCCCGAAGACUUGAGAAAGGCUGAUGUCAUUUUCCAACGAAAUGUUAAAGCAACCAAUUUUAGUUUUUCCAGCCGGCUUCUAGUAGACACAUAUGACAGAGAUAGUGGUAUCCAUAAAAUUAAAUGGGAAUUGAUAGCAAACAACAGCAAUAUGGUGUUUAGAAGUGGCGAGAUUCCAGGAAACAAAACAAAUAAGGAACUUGGGCGAAAGCUUGGAUAUCAAAUUCCAAAGGGGGACUUUUAUUAUUACACGCAUUAUCUCGAUAUCAACAACUGCUGGAUGGUUGUUUCAAAGGAAAAGUUCGCCACUGAGUUUGUUUUGUUGAAAUUGACUGUAUUCAACAUGGCGAUGGAACACACCCAGUAUAACAUGACAAUAACAGAUUUGGCCUCACUUGAUGGAAUGGAUGAAUAUUCUGGACCAAUAAAUCUCACAAUAGCUGCUACGUACGACAACGGUGUCCGUCUAAAGUGGGUGCUGCCCCCUACAUGUUAUGAAAGGACAACGAUUAUUGUGAAGUCAUUGUCUAUAAAUGGUCGGCUUCUAACAUGGACUGUCGACAAGAACGCAGACUGGUUUGACUUGACUGGAUUGGACCCAGAGACGAAUUACAAUUUGUCGUUUAUUACGAAUUAUGGAAGUCAAAUGAGUGAUCCAGUUGUAUUGCAGUUCCGUACAAUAGCCUCCCCUGCUGCUCUUACAGGAGGAGCCGUCGCAGGAAUAAGCAUUGCAUUCCUGAUUCUUCUUGGGAUCAUUGUUGCCAUGGUCGUUCUCUGGAGACUUGGGCGACUAUCCGUAAUCAAAGAAGAUAUACAGAGACGGGCCACUGUGGUCCGAAAGAACAUUGCUAAUCGCUUUUCAGCUGCAAAUAUAAAUGAAACUUAUGGAUGUGACGAUAUAUAUGUUUAUGGCCAAAUGGAGUUUAACGAGACAGACAGCAAGUUUAUUUCGAGUAAUGAUAUUGUUCUUGACGUCAUGUUGACGAGUGGAAGAUUUGCAGACAUUUAUAAGGCUCGAUACCUACCCCACAACAACAAAGCAAAACAAAAUGUCAUCGCUAAAACUCUCAAAAGUGGAUACAGUGAAGAAAACUUGCUGAUGAUGAAAGCAAAAAUCAAUUUCUUUGCCAAAGAAGUGGGAGACCAUCCUAACAUUAUCAGUUUUAUCGGUCCUGUAGUUGACAAUGAUGCCUUUGGGCCGUAUAUGGUUCUCGAAUAUUGCCAAAAUGGUCAACUUAGAGACUGGCUGUUGCAACAAAAGAAUAAAUCAACAGAGGAAACAGUAGAACUGCUUUACCGAAUAUCUUACGGAAUUUCAAAAGGAAUGUAUUACCUUGAAAUCAAAAAGUUGCUCCAUAAAAGAUUAGCUGCCAGGAACGUGUUGUUGAACGCAGAGUUGGAGCCAAAAAUUUCAGGGUUUGGCCCUGAACCACCACAACUUCAAAACAACGAAAGAGAUGGUGAUACUGAAGACAAGGAACGUAUUCCAGUGAAAUGGACAGCCCCGGAAUGUCUCACUUCCAUGAAAUAUGCGACUUCCAAAAGUGAUGUGUGGUCCUUUGGGAUCGUUUUGUGGGAAAUAUUUAGUUUGGGAGACACUCCUUAUCCAGGAAUACGCAGUAGAGAUUUAAUUUCUCUCGUCAAAAAUGGCCAAAGAAUGAAAAGACCAGAGUUUGCAAAUGAUUUUUACUAUGGGGUCAUGGCGAAAUGUUGGAGAGGUAAACCAAAACAGAGACCGAGCUUCAAAGACAUUUCGACGGAUAUUGGAAAAACCUUCAACGUAGCACCUUCGGAUGAAUAUUACUACUACUCGGAAAAAUGACAUUAUAUGAUAGAAAAACCGUAGUGUUUCGAUACAUGUAACACAGAAUCAAAGAAACAAACUUUUGCAAGAAUUCGUCUAGGCCAACAGGGAUUGUUUUAGCUGUAAAACAGUGCAUUUAAAGAGGCCGAUUUGGGUUUUUUUUGCGGAAAAACUACAAUAGCAUAACUCUUUAUUUUUUAACCAUAUGUAAUUUAAACCAACUCUAGUUUAUUUGCGAAGGUUCAUGAAAAUCGACCGUCUGGUUCUUUUUAGGGACCAUCUCAAAAGAGAGGUACAUUUACUAUUAAUAGGAAUAUAUAGGAAACUGUCAUUUUCCGCACAUCAAAGCAGUUUUAAAAAAAUAAUACAGUAGCUUUUUUUCUCAAAUUGUUAUAUUUGAUUAGUAAUAUCAUUUCCUACCUUAUAUGUAAAAAACACAAAAACCGUCUGGUUGUUAGUGGGGGCCAUCUCAAAAUAUAAAAAUGCACUAAAUUUUGCUAUAUAUUUGGAUCAUCACGAAUGAUGAUUGGUAUAAUGGAUUCGUUCCAAAAAUGAGGAAAAUGUCUUCGAGGAUAGCAUCUGUAUAUAAAAUUUCAACAGCGUACAAUUUUUACUUUUCUUUUAUGUUAUUUCUUAUUACGUACUCCUACAAAGCUUUAUUUUAUCAUAACGUCGUAAAAGCGCAAUGGCAAUGCUCCCCUACCGCACAACGUAAAAAUCGUGUUAAAAAUAAAAAUUUCCUUUAACAAUCUAAAUAUUUUUAUCUGUAUUUUGUUUAUUGUGUUCAAUUUUAUAAAUGAUAUCGGAAAAAAUUCAUAAGAAGUAUAAAUCAACUGCAUUAUAUUAGGAUGCGCAAAAUCAUGCGCAAUGGAAACUUAAGUCGGCCUCCUUAAAUAGAACUCAAUCUACUGAAAAGUAAUUCAUUUUAAAUUUGUUUUCUUAUUCUAUAUACUGUAUUUGAUCAGCCGGUAGUAAUAGUACCAUUUGUUACCGCCUUUUGGUUCGUUUUCAGUUUCACGGGUGCAAUUUUUUUAUUGCUGAUAUUCACAUUUCCUCAGCAAAUUUUCAUAGAAUGAGAUUUUUGUACCUUUUAUGAGUCAAACUUUAUCGGCAUGUGAUUGACUUUAAUACAAGAUGCCGUCUAAAGGUAUAAAUACAUAAACAGUGUAAUGAAAAGGGCUAUGAUCAUUUAAUCCAUCAUCUUUCACAAAGAACUAUACAUUUUCUUAUGAAUUUUUGAAAAUGAUUAUGAAUAACUAUUAUUCAGAAUUCUUUUUCUGUUGACAUAAUUAUGCAUGGUUAAAUGUAUAUAGUUAACAAGACGAAGCAUUAAUCAGCCCUCUUCUAGUUUUGGGUGACUAACAUGGAUUCCAGUGUUCUGUCUGGUCUGUUUUAGAUAUGCAAAUAUACCAUUAAUCUAUAUAGAGCUACAUUCAUGCUAUUUGUAUAAAAUUUACUUCUCUAAUAUUUGACAUCUAGCACCAAGAUACAGUGUAACAUAGAAAAAAUAUCAAAUUAUUUUUAAGUGUAAAAUCAUAAUUCCACAGUUUUUUGGGAGUUGAUUUUAAUCAACUCUCCUAUGCAAUUGCUCUGGCAAACCGAAAGUGAAACAGUGUUUUAAACUAAGCACAAAUCAUCACAACUGACAAGACUUAGUUCUCGAAAAUAAUAGAAAAAUUCGAUGUAAUGUAUGCUGAAGCAUUGUUUUUCAAAGAAACUUAUCAAUAAACACAUUGAAAAGUCAGAUUUUAUAUAAUACGAACAAUUAAGUUACUUUUAUAGUCUCAUGUAUUCCUACGCCAGAAUUUAAUAUAGCCUCGUUCAACCGGACGCUCGGCUGUCUCCGUAAAUCUCCGACAAGCAGAGAGGCUCUCUUGCUUGUCGGAGAUUAACGGAGACAGCCGAGCGUCUGGUUGAACGAGACUAGAGUUUGAUAUCAAUAGUGCUUGGAUCCAUACAAUUUUUAGAAUUGCUUCGAUUACUUAUACAUAGUUUGAAAUCUAUCUUUAAAUAUUACAAAAUAUGAUUCAUAUGGGGUUUUUCGAAAUUCUUGUAGGAAAAGUCUAAAAUUCAUAUUAUAAAAAAGUGCGUAAUUCAAAUACAGACUAGAAACUAAUUGCCAUGCAAGAUACGUUGAUUUUAAAAUAAAUGAUAAUCGAUAAAAUCAACUCCCGCCAGUACUUCAGUACUUUGUUUUGGUUUAGUUCUCUUUCCGCUGAUUUCCAUGUUCUUGAUAA